CCACACUCCUCCCUCAUCCACAGAGCGCAAGUAGCCAACAGCCCAACAGAAGAAAGUCUCCGCAAUCAAUUCCUCCGUGCCGGCGUUCGAACAGAGUUCGAGGCAGCUGUGCUGGGCUGGCGGUGGUCGGUCCAACAUCCGUCCACCCCCCGGUGGGCGGCCGGCCGUUCCCCACCCUGAUCCCCAAGCCCCCGUCUUCUCCUAUGUCCCUCCAUCUUCCCCUUCUCUUCCUCCUUGCCGUCUUCCUCUUCCCCACCUCGCUCCACUCCCAGCCCACCUCGCCGCCGCCGCCGGCACGAUGCCCGCUAAACUUCACCGCGCUGCGGCCCUUCCUCGGGCCGCAGCAGCCCCCCUCCGACGACGCCUCCCGCUGCGCCUUGGCGCUCCAGUCCGUCCGCCUACUCCUCUCCCUCCACCUCGCCGCCACCGGCUCCUUCCUCGUCCCCGCUGCUGACGCUUCCUCCUCCUGCCUCCCGCCGCUCCGCGCCGCGCUCCCCUUCCAGCUCCCUCCGCCCGACGCCUGCGGCCUUGGGGGGCUCGACGCGCUGCUCUCCGCCCCCGGAUGCUCCAACGUCUCCACGCUCGCCGACUUCGACCGCCUCGUGCCUGCCUCCGCGCGCAGGGACAUCAACGCCAGCUGCGACCGCGAGCUCGGCCCCGUCCCGGUCUGCACCGCCUGUACCACCUCGCUCAGCAAGGCCGCCGCGGCCUACCUCCUUCCUGGAUCCCCCGACGGCGGGAACAACGUCACGGGCUGCGUCCAGUACCCCUUCAUCUACGCCGGAGCCGCCGCCAGCCCGCGGGGCCCCGACGACCCGGACACCGCCUUCUGCCUCUACCUCCUAAGUGCGAGCUCUGGGUCCAUCGGCGGAUCCGGCGCCCCUGGUUGGCUCUACGGCGUCGUGUUUGGAUGCAUCGGCUUUGUGCUCGUGGUUGCCGCGGCUGCUGGUUCGUGGUUCUUGCUGCGACGGCACCGGAGGCGCGCUGCAGCGGCCGCACUAGCUGCGGCCAGGGCGGACAGCAGGAGCAAGCGCUCGCAGGCCAUGGAGUCCAUCAGCGCCAGCACCACACUCGUCAAGUUCACCUACGAUGAGAUCAAGACGGCCACAGGGGGCUUCACCAGGGAAAGCCUCAUUGGCCGUGGUGGAUUUGGGAAUGUGUACCAGGGGGUGCUCCCAGAUGGCACAGAGGUGGCAGUGAAGCGCUUCAAGAACUGCUCCGCAGCCGGGGACUCCGCGUUCGCACACGAGGUGGAGGUGGUGGCCAGCGUACGCCAUGUCAAUCUCGUCACGCUCCGUGGGUACUGCAUUGCCACCACGCAGAGGGAGGGGCACCAGCGUAUGAUUGUAUGUGACCUCAUGCACAAUGGCAGCCUUCACGAUCAUCUGUUCAGCUCCGGAGAGUGCCUGAUGGCCUGGCCGGUGAGGCAGAAGGUUGCCAUUGGGAUGGCAAGAGGGCUGUCCUAUCUGCACCGUGGCACACAGCCGGCUAUCAUUCACAGAGAUAUCAAGGCUAGCAACAUCUUGCUUGAUGACGAUUUCGAGGCAAAGGUGGCUGAUUUUGGAUUGGCCAAGUUUGCGCCGGAGGGGAUGACACAUGUGAGCACACGGGUUGCUGGCACAAUGGGUUAUGUCGCUCCGGAGUAUGCCCUCUAUGGCCAGUUGACUGAGAAAAGCGAUGUCUACAGCUUUGGAGUCGUGCUUCUUGAGCUUAUGAGUGGGAAGAGAGCCUUCAUCUCUCUCAGUGAGGGUCAGAGCUUCGUGCUCGCUGAUUGGGCUUGGUCAUUGGUGCGUAGUGGAAAGACACUGGAUGUGAUCCAAGAAGGAAUGGUUGAGCCUGGUCCUACUAAGGUCAUGGAGAAGUAUGUACUUGUCGCAGCACUCUGCACACAUCCACAGCUGCAUGCCAGGCCAACGAUGGAGCAAGUUGUGAAGAUACUGGAGGCAGAUUCAGCACCAGGGCCUUUAAUCAUUCCGGACCGGCCGCUCCCUGUUGUUGCAAACCUUGCUGACAUUGAGAGGUCAGUCAGCAGCAGCGGUUCAGUGCCAGAAACAGGCAUUCAUCUUACAAGAUGGUUGUGCAAGAAGAACAAGGGAGGGGGAUAGAAAGGAGCAAGGGAAAAAAGAAGAUAAAAGAUUACAACAUGCAAAUCUUCUAGUCAGGCCAUGAAUCUAUCAAAUGCUGGGCAGCCUUCUUCUCGACUUUUUUCAUUCUGAAAAACCACAACUUGAAAGUAUCUUGACAUUGUCGAACCACCAUGGGAACCACUGAAGAUUCCUUUCUAUAAUCUGGGAUUGUGUACAUACUUAUUUGGUGUUAAUUCUUACCCCGUGUCUGCCAAAAUCUAGUUUUACUUUUGUAUACAAAAGAUUGUUAUUGUUAUCUGAACUCUGAGAACAUGAGUAAACUAUCUUAAAUGACUAAUUUGGAUAUUUA
Molecule: messenger RNA, 2436 nt
Organism: Brachypodium distachyon (stiff brome)
Lineage: Eukaryota; Viridiplantae; Streptophyta; Magnoliopsida; Poales; Poaceae
Product: probable LRR receptor-like serine/threonine-protein kinase RKF3
Exons: 2
Coding region: 204-2105 (633 amino acids)
Biological process (GO): protein phosphorylation
Molecular function (GO): protein kinase activity; ATP binding
Source: RefSeq, a predicted model, not a curated record